AUCCCGAAGAAAAGGAACUUGACACACAUGUCAACAAAAAAUAUACAUUAAUACUAGCUAGCACAGCUUGCUGUCUGUAGCCAGCAACGUUAGCCAUCUAGCUAAAUAAACCGUUAUUACGUCAACUGUGGCGUGUGAAGUUGGGGUGCAACGUUGCAGAUACAAUGCAUAGAGCUGUCCGUUUACACUGAUGCAUGCCAAGGUGUGCCAGUGUAGAAUAAGCUGACCCAUCACUGCACCUACAGGUCCUCUGCUGUCCACAUGACCACCCCUCCCAUGGUGGCGUUCGCUGGGCAGCAGGCUCAGGCUGCCCGUGAUGUCAACACGGCGUCGCUCUGUCGCAUCGGCCAGGAGACGGUGCAGGAUAUUGUCUUACGCACCAUGGAGAUCUUCCAGCUGUUGAGGAACAUGCAGCUGCCAAAUGGAGUGACGUACCACCCCAGCACCCACCAGGACAGGCUGGGCAAACUGCAGGAGCACCUGCGUAUGCUCUCUGUACUCUUCCGCAAGCUGCGCCUCGUCUAUGACAAAUGCAAUGAAAACUGCACCGGUCUGGACCCCGUAACCCCAGAGCAACUCAUCCCGUAUGUGGAGGAGGACGGCAGCUCCAGACACAAUGAACGCUCGGCCAGCCAGGCCCGCCCGGAAACAGAAGAGAGGGGGGAGAUCCUGGAGGUUAACAAGAAGCUCAAACAGAAGAACCAACAGCUGAAGCAGAUAAUGGACCAGCUCCGAAACCUCAUCUGGGAGAUAAACUCCAUGCUGGCUGUUAGGAAUUGAAUGCCAAACACGGCGACACAGAGGGCGUGCAUACACACACACACACCACCGACUGGAAGAUAUGGCUAUUAACUGGAUAAGUGACAGGGUCCCUCUAAGGUGGCACUUAAGAAAUACAGGCUUUCACAAUAUACUACUCUUUCCCACAAGACGAGUUGGGAGAGAAGAAGAGGGGGAAGAAAGCAAAGAAGAAUGAAAAUAAGUCAUGCAAUGGGGAAAUGCUGAUAUACACUAACCGGCCAAUUUAUUAGGCACACCCAUUUAGUACUGGGAUCAGACUGGUCAUCUGCUGCAAUAGCCCCAUGCAUGACAAGGACCAACGAGUUGUGUGUCCUGAGAUGCCAUUCUGCGCCAUUAUUUGUUUGUGGCCCACUUGUUAACUUGCAUGAGUCUUGCCAUUCUCCUUCGACCUCUCUCAUCAACGAGCUGUUUUCGCCCACAGGACUGGAUGUUUUUUUUAUUUGUCGCACCGUUCUCGGUAAACCCUAGACACGGUCAUUUGUGAAAAUCCCAGGAGAGCGGCCGUUUCUAAGAUACUGGAUCCGGCGUGCCUGGCACCUGACGAUCAUACCAUGCUCAAAGUUGAUUAGGUCACUCCUUUUGCCCAUUCUAACAUUCAAUCGCACAGUAAUCGAAUGCCUCGAUGCCCCUCUGCAUGCUUUAUACAGCAAGCCACGUGGCUCACUCUCUUUCGGAGCGAUCCAUGUGUGUGAACGGGAUGUUGUACCUAAUACACUGGCCGGUGAGUGUAGUUAUCGCCUACAAUAUUGUGGAGGACUUUCAUAGUUUUGGUUUGAAAGACUAUAGUCAUGGCUUUCAGUAGAAUUCAAAUCAACUGUUUUUAUUAUUUAAAAAAAAACUUUAUUUACCCAGGCAAGUCAGUUAAGAACAAAUUCUUAUUUUCAAUGACGGCCUAGGAACAGUGGGUUAACUGCCUGUUCAGGGGCAGAACGACAGAUUUGUACCUUGUCAGCUCGGGGGUUUGAACUCGCAACCUUCCGGUUACUAGUCCAACGCUCUAACCACUAGGCUACCCUAAAUGCAGGACAAUAUGUAGUCAAUCGUACAACAUUUUAUAUAUUUAAUCUCUAUCCCAAAAUAUGACAAAUACUCAGAUUACCCAUUUAAAGGGGUUUUGAUGUUCUGGACUUUUUAUGAUCAUCACAAUGUCUCGUUAACUUUUGUAAUUCUAUGGCGCUAUAAAUCCUGCUGUGAUUUAGGCCACUGUUUCUUUCUGUUCUAUUUUUAGAUCUGUGUUCUCACUGCUCACGAGGACCGUCAGAUCAGGUCUCUUUGUGGUCUUUUUGGAUUGUCCCCAGGCUUUAAAAGUAAAAAUAAAAAAAUGUACAGCCAGAAACAGUGCCCAGCCAAUAAGCGACAUAAACAACUUAGUAGAGCCCCGCGGCCACUGGGGCCCCCUGACCCUUUGAUUGAAUCCUGGUGUUAUUAUACUGAUGAUUUGUCGGAACAGAGGGUUUCUUUACGUACAGUGCAUUCGGAACGUAUUGAGACCCCUUCACUUGUUCCACAUUUUGUUACAACCUUAUUCUAAAAUGAAUUAAAAUGUUUUUCCCUUCAAUCUACACACAAUACCCCAUAAUGACAAAGCAAAAACAGGUUUAGAAAUUUUAGCAAUAUUACAAAGAAAAAAACAAUCACAUUCAGACCCUUUACUCAGUACUUUGUUGAAGCACCUUUCUGCAGAUCCUCUCAAGCUCUGUCAGGUUGGAUGGGGAGCGUCACUGCACAGCUAUUUUCAGGUCAGAUAUGUUGGAUCGGGUUCAAGUCCGGGCUCUGGCUGGGCCACUCAAGGACAUUGACUUUUACCGAAGCCACCCCUAUGUUGUCUUGGCUGUGUGCUUUGGGUCAUUGUCCUGGUGAACAUUCGCCCCAGUCUGAGGUCCUGAACGCUAUGGAGCAGGUUUUCAUCAAGGAUCUCUGUACUUUGCUCCGUUCAUCUUUUCCUCGAUCCUGACUAGUCUCUCAGUCCCUGCCUCUGAAAAACAUCCCACAGCAUGAUACUGCCACCACCAAGCUUCACCGUAUGGAUGGUCUUGGCCAAGUGAUGAGUGGUGCCUGGUUUCCUCCAGAUGUGACACUUGGCAUUUAGGCCAAAGAGUUCAAUCUUAGUUUCAUCAGACCAGAGAAUCUUGUUUGUCAUGGCACCUAAAGGACUUUCAGACUUCGUGACAAACUCAAAGCAGGCUGUCAUGUGCCUUUUACUGAGCUGUGGCUUCCGCCUACAAUAAAGGCCUGAUUGGCGGAGUGCUGCAGAGAUGGUUGUUCUCCCAUCUCCUCAGAGGAACUCUGGAACUCUGUCAGGGUGACCAUCGGGUUCUUGGUCACCUCCCUCACCAAGGCCCUUCUCCUCCAGUUGCUCAGUUUGGCCAGGCGGCCAGCUCUAGGAAGAGUCUUGGUGGUUCCAAACUUCUAACAUUCAUGAGUGAUGGAUGCCACUGUGUUCUUGAGGACCUUCAAUUCUAAACACAUUUUUUGGUACCCUUCCGCAUGUCUGUGCCUCGACACAAUCUUGUCUUAGAGCUCUACGGACAAUUCCUUCAACCUCAUGGCUUGGAUUUUGCUCUGACAACUGUGGGACCUUGUAUAGACAGGUGUGUGCCUUUCCAAAUCAUGUCCAAUCAAUUUAAUUUACCGCAGGUGGACUCCAAUUACAUUGUAGAAACAUCUCAAGGAUGAUCCAUGGAAACAGGAUGCACCUGAGCUCAAUUUCAAGUGUUUUUGUUUUGUCAUUAUGGGUAUUGUGUGUAGAUUGAUGAGGAAAAUGUUUUAUUCAAUCAAUUUUAGAAUAAGGCUGUAACAUAAAAUUGUGGAGAAAGUCAAGGGGUCUGAAUACAUUUCCAAAUGCAGUGUAGGUGAUUGGUUCUACGGUUGUAGCUGGACGGAGUAGGCCUACAGUUCCAUCUGGUUGUUGACAACUAUCAUUUUAGCUAAGCCUAACCCUUUUUCUAACCUUAACCACAGAUUGGAUUCAAUCUGUAUCAUGGAAGAUCUGCGUUACAAUGUAAAGGUAAUAUCCAAUUAGGUCGACAUAUGCAGCAUUUACCGUGAAUGCACUCCCUGCGAACGCUAUAACACAGAUCUCCCGCAAUAGAGAUUAAAUCCAACCCCUCAUUCUCCUAACCUGCUACGUAAACAAACCAUCAGUCUCGACAAAUCAUUAGCAUCACAUCGGCCUCAAUCAUGUUGAGGGAAGCUCCGCCUUGAGCAGAACUAAUGUGAUUGGUUGGAUGAAAGUAGGUGGUUAAAAAUAGGUUGGAGGCAUUACAUGCGUGUUGCGACCCACUUGGUUGCCAGUUCAAAUCAAGAUUACUUUUGUUUUCCAACCUUACCGAACAUUCUUAACUAAUUACAUUUCUAAUCUAUUAACUUUCAACAUUUGACUGAAUAGCUUUAAAUAUGUGAAAACACAUUUACAUUUACAUUUAAGUCAUUUAGCAGACGCUCUUAUCCAGAGCGACUUACAAAGUUGGUGCAUUCACCUUAUGACAUCCAGUGGAACAGCCACUUUACAAUAGUGCAUAUAAAUCUU
Messenger RNA from Oncorhynchus keta (chum salmon), 4330 nucleotides. RefSeq names its product mediator of RNA polymerase II transcription subunit 30-like. The transcript is spliced from 6 exons. Gene Ontology annotation, cellular component: mediator complex. Gene Ontology annotation, molecular function: transcription coregulator activity. Lineage: Eukaryota; Metazoa; Chordata; Actinopteri; Salmoniformes; Salmonidae. The coding region runs from base 262 to 780 and encodes 172 amino acids. Gene Ontology annotation, biological process: positive regulation of DNA-templated transcription. The record is from RefSeq and is a predicted model, not a curated record.